AUUCACCAUGUUCCUCCGUUGAGUCGCCUCGGGGCUGCAAAAAUCUCUUGGCGUCGCCGUCCGGUUUUCACCCUUUCGAUUCGCAUCCUAUCUCUCCCUAUAUUUCCACCGUCAUGGCUCCUCCAAUGGAUGCCCUCGCCAUCUCCGCAGCGGUCUUUCAGAAGGACGCUACCGCACACUCGACAGAGGUCUUGGAGGCAUGGCACGAGCUGAAGACCAUCGUAGAGAGACAUGAGGGCUUGAUUCGCAAACGGUGGCAAAAGAAGAACUCCCAAAAGCAGCGGGAGAUUCUCCUUGCGGUGAUGCCUGAUAUGCCCCCCAACCGCCGGCCAGAUUUUGCAGCUUUGCGUAAAGAUGCUGAGCGUCUUAUGCACGGCCACCUACCGGAAGCCAAUCGGUCCAAAAAUGAAUAUUUCUGGCCGUCAAUCAACCUCGCGGAUCUACUAGAAGGAAACACGCUGCCUCUGUAUAUCAAUUCCCGAGGACGCCAUGAGCCAAGUCUAUUUUCCGUUUUGGACUACGAGGCUUCACGAGUGGGACGCCGCAGCUCCGCCAUUCCGGUUCCGACUCUUGAGGAAUACAUUAUGCUCCUUGACGGACGGACUGUUGACACGUAUGGGAGGGUAGUAGCUCUCAAAGAUGCCUCGACAAUUCCCUCUACAGAGCGUGUGUUUACACCUGGGGCUGGUCUCAUAGUGCUACAAACCCAAAAAGGAAUAUACAGCUUCCUCAACAAAUGUUGUAAACGAAUCCUCCACGAUAUGGACCCUCUGGCUGGCGGCGAGGUUGUGGCCCCACCGCCGCUGGACCCAAGCAUCACUGGCCCUGGAGAUCUCCUCAGCUGGGGUGCCCUACGCAGGCAAGCACCGUUUGGGGUUCCCACCAAACCCGACUUGAAAAGACUAUCAAUUCUGAUUACUGCUAAGUAUGAGGCAAUUGAGGAUCAUAUUUGGGCUUUAAGAGAAGAUCCAAGCUAUCUGGAGGAGACCAUAACGGAUUGGACCGAGCAUCAAGUGGAGCAGGUUCUAGACCUGGAGGGGAAAUCCAUGCUGGACCCGUGCAAUCCUACCGACCGUCAAAUGUUGCGUAAAAAAGCGUGCGCGGAAAUCGUCCGCUGCGCGUACAUUGAUCUCGUCUCGUGGCAUGGCACUCUUCAGCUACUCACUGACUUGGCGGCGCUGAUGGGUCAACAAGAUAUGGUGAUUCGGGAACCCACGGCGUAUCUACAGAUGCUUCAAUUUUCACUCCGAGCAAUCAGUCAACGCAAAAUAAGAAUGCUGAAGAGCGGCGUCCCUGCUUCUCCGGAGCUUCGUCAUGGUUUUUGUCGUCAUCAAAUGAAGGAUAACCAAUGGCAUAUCGGCUGGAAAUAUCCCAAAGAACAGCUUUACGAUCAUUUGAUAUUCCUAUUCCGAAAUAUGUGGAACGACAAGGACAGUGAAGUCCUUGGAUUGUCGAACUUGAUAGACGAGCUGGAUCGACUGAUCGACACAGAUCCGAAACAAAAAAACCGGUUAUCUCGGUGGAGUUUGGAAGUCCUUUCUGAUCUCGGUCUCGCCGUACAGGUUGAGCACGAGCUCGACCACGACUUGCAUUUCAUGCAUGCUAUCCAUUCGGACCUUGGGCUUUCUCGACAAAAGACUAGGGAAGAAUUCCGAAGGCGAUUUCCAACGUUUGAAUUACUCGACAAGUUCGAAGAAGAUGCGGUUCCCCCCAUGCAGGACAACCCUCACUUUGACUAUCCAUCUGAUAGGCGUCGCACCGCACCGCGAGUCGAGAAGAUGCGCAAAGCAGAGCGGGAACUAGAUCUAUUUUGGCAGAGAAUCGACAAACAUUUCGCCGAUAAGGCCGGUAAAGUCCCUCAUGAAGCCUUUCGAGAGUGCUUUCGUGGACUUCGUUCGAUACAACGCACGCCGGAAUGGAUAGAGGUGUCAAAAGUUGAUAAGUCGAUGGAAAGCGGAGACAGCCAUUCGAUAUCGUCGGGACCAUCUCUGCCGUGGGACACGAAUGACCUCCGCCAGCAACUGCCAAAAGGGGAGCUUCCCAAGCAAUCGAAGAAAAAAGAGAAAACGCGAAAAGCCGCGUCGAACUCUGCGCAGCACCUCCCUGAAGUAGGCGAAGCUGAUCCUCGAGACUUGCCCGCCGUCGCCCGAAUAACGGUGAGCCCCAAGGCUUUCAAGAUUUUCUCCACUUUAUUCCCCUUACCAGGCCAAUCCGACAGUUCACACGAGUUUCGAUGGCAAAACUUUCGCCAGGCAAUGGGAGAGGCUGGGUUUCAAUCCGAAAAACUCUAUGGAUCGGUUUGGCUUUUUACGUCAACGAAGCCCAGCCUAGAGCGCCCUAUUAGUAUCCAUGAUCUCCAUAGCACAUCUAAAAUUCCGAUCAGAGUAGCUAGGUAUUGGGCUCGUCGACUUGGCCGAGUAUACGGAUGGCAUAAUGGGACGUUUCAAGUGAAAUAACUGACGUUACACACCGGCUUUGUGCCAUACUUGUGUAAAGAAAAUCUC
This is a messenger RNA of Cladophialophora immunda, 2504 nucleotides long. RefSeq lists its product as uncharacterized. The transcript has a single exon. The annotation marks the transcript as partial. Lineage: Eukaryota; Fungi; Ascomycota; Eurotiomycetes; Chaetothyriales; Herpotrichiellaceae. The record is from RefSeq and is a predicted model, not a curated record.